Messenger RNA from Drosophila novamexicana, 525 nucleotides. RefSeq lists its product as uncharacterized. The transcript has 2 exons. The record is from RefSeq and is a predicted model, not a curated record. The coding region runs from base 81 to 326 and encodes 81 amino acids. NCBI's taxonomy places the organism in Eukaryota, Metazoa, Arthropoda, Insecta, Diptera, Drosophilidae. Gene Ontology annotation, biological process: 2-oxoglutarate metabolic process.
GAUUUACACUCAGCUGUUUUGACGUAACUCUCGCUCGGCAUUUUCCUGUCUUGCAAACUAAAUCAUAUUUUAAAGUUAACAUGGUGCGAUUAAAUUUAGUCUCUUUAACAAAACGUGUGCCUCUUAUACAAUUCCGCAAGGGCGGUCUAUCAGCGGCGAACAACAAGCCAAGCCCAAGUCAACAGGCAAGUUCAAAGGAUUCAGAAGGCAAAAAGGUUACAGGUGGACCAGCAAUCGAAGACUGGGAACUGCCUGCUCGUUAUGCCCGUAAGCCGAUCGACCCACUGGAGGCUGAAUAUAUCAAUAAUGGCGGAAUACCAAAUUAAUACUUGAUUUCGAAAUGACUUAAGCGUUGCUUAAAAUAAAUUAUUUAAUCGAAUGAAUGCCUUGUAAACACAUCGUAAUGCUUUGCUUGUAAUUUGCGUGACAGCUGUUUCGACAUUCACAUGCAAACGCGGACAACAUAUGUUAAGUGUAAAUUUAUUUACGUUGAUUAAAUUACAAGAAUUUUGUAUUGUGCGUAGA